ACCUGUGGAGUGUUUUUAAACUGAUGUCCCUCUGCUGGUGUGACUUCCCCUUUAAAAAGCUAACUUAGCAUCGAUACUCACUAGUUUCCAUUGCGAAGUGCAACAUGAGCUGGCACUUGUGGUUCAUUGUGAACAGGAGGAGGUAGCAUGUCCGGGGGAAACAAAGCCGUUGAGUUACAGCUUCAGAUGAGACAAAACGCGGAGGAUCUGCACAGUUUCAUGAAGGAGCUGGAGAGCUGGGAGAUUGACAUCAAGAAGAAGGAUGAGGAGCUGAGGACAGGGGGAGGACCGGAGGUUCUGGAAAAACUCCCACCUGUGCGCAACAGAGACUACAAAACAAAAAUGAGAGGAAAGAGGAAGAAGAAAGAGGCUAGUGUUGGUGACACAAAGUCAGAGGAGCCUAAGAAGGAACCAAAACUGAAAUCUUUUGAUUAUCGAUCAUGGGACAAGUUUGAUGUGGACAAAGCUCUAGCAGAAAUGGAUAAGGAGAAUUCUCUCGGUGAGUCAAACGAGUCGGACUCUGAGGACAACGCGGUUGAUCAGGAGAAAUCUGUGGCCGAGAAGGAAAAGGGUAAUCAGUUUUUUAAAGAUGGGAGGUAUGACGAUGCCGUAGAGUGUUACACCCGAGGGAUGGCUGCAGAUCCGUACAACCCUGUGCUCCCCACAAACAGAGCCACCGCCUUCUUCAGGCUCAAAAAGUACGCUGUGGCUGAGUCUGACUGUAACCUCGCCAUCGCCCUCGACAGCAGAUACUUUAAGGCAUUUGCUCGUCGCGGAGCCGCUCGCUUUGCUCUGAAGAGUUAUCAGCCGGCAUUAGAAGACUACGAGACGGUUCUCACGCACGAUCCGGCCAACGUGGAGGCACGAAACGAAGUGAAGAAAAUCAAGGAGAUCCUUGGACUUCAGGGCGUCCCGGGUGAGGAGGAGCAGCCGGCGGAGGCUCCGACGGUCGAUCCCGAUCAGCAGAGACGAGUGGAGGAGCAGCAGAGGAAACAGGAAGCAGUUAUUUACAAAGACAGGGGGAACGCUUACUUCAAGGAGGGGAAGUACGAAGCAGCUGUGGAGUGCUACACCAAAGGCAUGGAGGCCGACCGCAUGAACGUUCUCCUGCACGCCAACAGAGCCAUGGCCUUCCUCAAGCUGCAGAAGUAUCAGGAGGCCGAGGAGGACUGCUCGGCCGCCAUCUCCCUAGACCAACUCUACUCCAAGGCUUUCGCCCGCCGAGGCACCGCCAGGGUGGCUUUAAGGAAACUGGAGGAGGCCAGAGAAGAUUUUCAGCAGCUGCUGAAGCUGGAACCAGGAAAUAGACAGGCCCUGAACGAGCUCCAGAAGCUCCAGCUUGAGACGGGCUCCGGUGGUUGUCUUCAACCAGAGGACGCGUUGCAGAGAAGAACGGUCCAGCCGGUAGAGAAACCAGAACAUCUGCGUUCAGCUAAACCUCUAAGGAGGAUCCACAUCCAGGAGAUCAGCGGGGAGAUCUUUGCACCUGAGGUAGAGGCGUCCAUGUCGUUGGUCCAGGAAGUGGAGAGGAAGAGCGAGGAAGAGUCUCCUCUGUCCUCGUCUCCCAAUGCCAAGAUGAUCAAAAUGGAGGAGACGACGGACACCAGCACGUCUGACCAAGAACCAGUCCAGGAGGGAACCCCUCCUCCACCCGAACCAUCCAGCACCCCCUCCCUGACGGAGACAGACCUGCCUCCUCCACCCACUAACGCCUUCCAGCUGGAGUCCGACCUCCGAAGGAUCAGAAAGCGGCCCGAGCUGAUUUACCGAUACCUCCGGCAAAUCCGACCUGCAGCCUUCUGCAACAUUUUCAGCACCUCCCUUGAGCCGGACGUCCUGAACGAGAUCCUGAAGACGCUGCGAGACUUCUUCAUGAAGAGUGAAGCUCCAGCCACCAUCUUGGAAACCCUCAGCAGUCUGGCGAGCGUUCGGCGCUUCGACAUGGCCGUCAUGUUCAUGUCGUCCCAGGAGAAGAAAGUACUCGAGGAGCUGUUCGACUUCCUGCUGCGCUCCGAGCUGGACCGACCCGCCGUCGCAGCCCUGCAGAAAAGGUACGGAGUCUGACGCUCGGACUCGGGAAGAAUCUGCGAACCGAGGCGACGGAACAAUCGGGUCUUCGUGAGAACGCAGAGCUGCAGAAACGUUCUGUUAAAUAAAUCCUGGCGUCGGCUGAACGGGUUCGGACCGGACGGAACCGU
This is a messenger RNA of Nematolebias whitei (Rio pearlfish), 2198 nucleotides long. It is a transcript of the gene rpap3, whose product is annotated as RNA polymerase II associated protein 3. Gene Ontology annotation, molecular function: protein binding. Bases 148 to 2064 code for a protein of 638 amino acids. NCBI's taxonomy places the organism in Eukaryota, Metazoa, Chordata, Actinopteri, Cyprinodontiformes, Rivulidae. The record is from RefSeq and is a predicted model, not a curated record. The transcript has 17 exons.